UGGACUAGAGUUUCGGGCCUCCUUGGAGGGCUCCUUGGCAGCAGGAGGAUUCCAGGUGUCGGUGUGUGCGGGUGAUACGGUCAGCUGAGAUGUGGCGGAGUCAGGGAGUCGGGGCCAGAUUUGGACCGUCAAAGAGGAUCCAGGAGCUGGCUAGGCACAAAACCUCAAAGGCAGUUUGGGCCACGACUCCCCGGUCUCCCCACUCGUCCAGCUGUGAACCCAACUGUCCCAUCUGGCACGUGGACCCCAGAACUGCCACCGCCCCGGUGUCCCCGCGCGUGCUGCAGCUCUCCAGACCCAAGCGGAACCACCCGGACUUCGUUGGCAACAGACAGAGUUCGCAGUCUUUUGUGUCUGCAGCGUCGAAAACUGCCACCGCAUCUCAGCGAGUCCUCUGCCUCGCACUGCCCCGGCUGAAGCAGAGCGACAUCUGCCGCAACCUGGGUCGGCCCGAGGAACCCGUCUGGAGAGUUUCUAACUCAGCGAAGCGAGCAACGGCUAGUCCUCGUCUGAGAGUCCUGGCAGCGCCCAAGCCUCUGAGCAAAGACUACCUCCCUCCGCGAGAACCAGAGUGGACCCGGCGGAACCGUUCUUGAACCAGCAGGCGACGGCGGAGUUUGGCGCGAGCUGCGAGCCGCGGAGCAGCGCUGUCUGCCGGGGGCGCGAGGACUGGAGCGGAGAGAGCCGCGCUGACAGUAGCGGGAGUGUGUGUGUGAACGAGAGGGGGUGUGUGUGUGUGUUUACUACUGUCAGCAGAGAAGAGGCUCGUCCCACGGGCAGAACCUCCCACAUCUGGAGGAGAGUUCAGCCACUGCAGCCACCACCGGCGCCACUGGGAG
Synchiropus splendidus (mandarinfish) is the source of this 839-nucleotide messenger RNA. RefSeq lists its product as uncharacterized. The record is from RefSeq and is a predicted model, not a curated record. Bases 90 to 596 code for a protein of 168 amino acids. The transcript is spliced from 7 exons. Lineage: Eukaryota; Metazoa; Chordata; Actinopteri; Syngnathiformes; Callionymidae.